Messenger RNA from Stylophora pistillata, 2636 nucleotides. RefSeq lists its product as uncharacterized. Gene Ontology annotation, cellular component: plasma membrane. Gene Ontology annotation, molecular function: monoatomic cation channel activity. Lineage: Eukaryota; Metazoa; Cnidaria; Anthozoa; Scleractinia; Pocilloporidae. The record is from RefSeq and is a predicted model, not a curated record.
AGGGAAUCAAAACAGAAAAUAUAGCGAACGUGCGUUUCCUAAGUUUUUGUGACGAAACAAUUGAAUUGACAUUGACCUUCCCACAGAAUGAAACGUUUGACCUGUCAUGAUUUGUAUGCUACAUACGCAUGUUUAUAUGGACCAAAUUUAAUGGAGCUGAUCGAGUUGCCACUCUGGAAUGAAUCAAACCACCAGAUAAUUGUUUCGUGCAGAAGAAAGUCACUGCAUCGGCGAAUCUCUAUCUCCGGGGAGAGGAGGUAAGCAUCAGUAAAGCGCACCGCUCGCCUCGCGUUCGCCUCGCGCACAUCAUCGCUCUAGAUCUCCUUCGCCGGUCUACAGGUUCGCCUGCGUUUGCUUUGCAUUCGCCUCUGCUCGCCCAUCAAACGCAAAGGAACAAAUAUUUAAGUAAAUAAAGCAGUGGGAAGCACUUACUUCGACUGCCAUCAUAGUUGCAGUUUCCAUUUUCAUCUAAAAUGUCCGCUGCGGGAACAGAGCCUGGUAAUGAGACACACGUGAUCGAACCAUCCCCAGAUUCUGGGGCCCAAGAUUCCGGGGCCCAAGAUUCAGGGGCCCAAGAUUAUGGGGCUCAAGGUUCCAGCCGUGUAUCUAGAUAUUUCAAGGUCGUUAAAGACAAAAUCAAGAAAACGCUCUCGCCUGACGAAGAAACAACCAUUCUAGGCCUAAUCACCAACAACAAGACUACUUUGACGAACCUGGUAAUUUCACUAGCAGUGCUUGGCCUUCAAUUUCUACUGAAUGCCGAAGUCUUUGACUGUCCCUUGGAGAAUCAUCAGAUUUAUGGCCGCUUCUGGUUGUACGGUCCAGCCACGAUUAUUUUCUUCCUCAACAUGCUACUCAUCGGAGACGUCUGGGAACUCUCUGACAGGUGUCUGGUGGCAGAUUAUUAUCAUUUUGGGUUCUUCUGUGGACGCACCUUUCCCAGCAUAGUCAAGGCACUGGUGGGGGCGUCUGUAUGGUUGUGCGUGGCAUUUUUACAAAAAGAUUACUACAUUUGCGGCGAGGUAGGGCCGGAUAUCCGCAAGAGAAACGUAACUGAUCCAGAGGAGCUCAAAAAGUACGACUUGGCAGUAGAGACCGCUGGGGCCCAAUCACAAAUUUUCGCCUGGGUAGUUUUCCUUGUCAUGGCUUUUUUCGCUACUGUGGUGAUUAUCAAUAAGAAUUGCAUACUCAAAGACCAAGAUAUCCUAGACGACAUAUGCACCUUUGAAGAACGGGAGGCGAAAUGGGCUAUUAAGACUUUUACUGAGUUCACUAGGGGUUUGCGCUGUGAAGAAGACCCCAGUGAAGACCACGACAAACAGGGAAAUAGCACUGCAGACAACAAAAGCAAAAGAAAAGGCGACGACCAGUUAGGAAAAGAAAAAGAGGAAGAGGUUAAGAUUACACUCUAUCCCGACGGAAUUCCGGAGAAAGGUGCCGAAAAAAUGGUCACAGAGAUGUUCAAAGGCUGGAAAGAUGAAAAACCAAACUGGCAUUACCGUGAUGCUUACGACGAUUUCGUUAAACUCUAUCCCAGAGCUGCUUCUGGCAAUCCUGGAAAAAGGUGGAGCACGACACAUUUAUCCGUGCAAUUUGCGAAAAAAGCGGGCUCAGGGAACAAUAGAAAUAACAAGUUGCCGAUCCACCGAUCAGAUAGCGGAAGCACACGUUUCGAAAUGCAGAAUUUGACAGUCCAAAGUGACAAAGUUGACGUUUCGAAGGAGGAACACCAGGAAACCACAAGUUUAAUCGCAGCUAAUUAAUUUGAGCAAAGAUUCUCAUUUCUUAGAAGGCAGAAACUAAGGAAUGGCCACUCCUUGAAACAUAUGGUGGUCGUGUUAACGGAACUUGGGAACUGUAAUUUAAAGUGGUAGGAAUACGCGCAAACAUCAGGCCUUCGCGAGUUAGUUCGCUUUUGACAGCGUAUCACUGAGGAAGGAGUUGUUAUAGAAACCGUAUAAAUUUCAUCUCCGCCAUUAACAAGUAUGUAUGAAGUAAUGACACUUAUGUUAAGCUUAAAAUUCCAAAGAGUGGCUCAUCUCUUUAAAAUUAUACUAAAUUGACUCGCGGACCGCCAUUUUUAGUAUUUCUUAGCAAUCUGGCCCAAAACUAAAAUCUAGUCUCUCCCUUUUUCUUGUCGCUGACUCUCAUGUUGUUAAAGCCGUUUCAAGUUAAACAUGUUUUGUUGGUGUGAAUUAAGCUUUGGAAGUUUACUUUUGUACGAUUAUUUAGUUCUUUUAGUCUUUGUUUAUUUUUGCACUAUUUACAAAUAAUUAUUUCAACAUUAAAGUACAUUAAAAAGGAGAGACAUAGGCAAAUUAAAUUACACAAGUAUUGAAAAGCAAAAUGUGCGCAGUGACCAAAGUAGUUGGCCACUGCCGCAGACAAUUAAUUGGCCUGAACAUGUACAUUAUAGGCAUUUACACAACAGUAAAAACCAAAGGAAACUACACUCAGGAAACAGAUUGAGUAUUUUAAAGAUACAUUUUGUAUUGCUUGUAGAAACAAUUAUACGAGUUUUUUUAAUUCAAAGGGGAUAGAUUCUCAGAUUUUUGAAGCUACAUAAGCAAACGUAGUAGUACCAUAGUUAUUACUUGCUCUUGUUCUGUAAAUAUUAAAAUUAGUCGCGAAUCUGG